Molecule: messenger RNA, 5814 nt
Organism: Hemiscyllium ocellatum (epaulette shark)
Lineage: Eukaryota; Metazoa; Chordata; Chondrichthyes; Orectolobiformes; Hemiscylliidae
Product: zinc finger protein 420-like
Exons: 12
Coding region: 37-3147 (1036 amino acids)
Cellular component (GO): nucleus
Molecular function (GO): protein binding
Source: RefSeq, a predicted model, not a curated record
GCGCAGGGAGGUGACAAAGUGCUGCUUGAUGGAAGCAUGUAUUCAGAUCAGUGCGAGGAAAUGCAGGCUGCAGCUCUGAAAGAGCUAACGGAAGACAUCGGCGCUCCUCAAAGCAGCAGCAGCGAAAAUGUUAACUUGUUCUGUGAAGAUUGUCAGGAAUAUUGUGUGGGUGGCUGUGUUGCCCAUGGACCACCAGUGUUUGUCACUGACACACCCGUUGGGAUUGAUACACCUUCGAGAGCAUUUUACAGCAUUCCUCAUGGACUUGCAGUGGGACCAUCAGGGAAUCAAGAUGGAGGGCUAGGCGUGUGGUGUACUGCAAAGACCAUACCUAAAGGUGUGGUAUUUGGACCGUAUGAAGGCCAGAUUGCUGUUGAACAAGGUUCUAUUGAAAAGCUGUAUUCCCAGAUGAUGCAGGAGAGGACUUUCUCCAAACCAGGGGCCUUUGAUGAAUCUAAAUGCAACUGGAUGAGGUUUGUGAAUCUUGCUAAGACCCCAGGAGAGACAAAUCUGAUCCUUUCCCAAUUUAGUGGAAAGCUCUAUUACAAAGUGUGUCGCUCAAUUGAACCCGCACAUGAACUGUUCAUCUGGCACGGGGAUGAAGAAGUAAACACACCUUGGCAUAAAAGCACACCAACCGGAGGGAAAACCAGCAAUAUUUUUGCAUACAACAACGUUGAGUCGCCCCAGGCAUGUUCAGUGCAACAGAAACAAAGAAUAAAAACAGAAGAAGAGCCAGACCCAGCUGAAGAGGAGCCGUACUACAGGAAUGCUGCAGAAAUUCAAUCACACUAUAAUUCUGACCAGAUGAAGACACCCCUGCAAGAUUCGGUUACUGAUGUUCAACCAAAAACUGAACUUUCCGAUCCUCAAAAUGUUUGGCUUGAGAAUGAUUGUCGAGUUGACGAAGGAGGCACUUUACCUGGUGAUAGUUUGGUCAAUGGUUUACAACAGCUAGACAGUAAUCUCUCCCAAGAUGAACCAUGCACCUUUGAGCACCUGUUGAACUUGGAGAGCACCAAAGCACAAAUUAGACUCGGUGAUAAGAAUAGAAGGACGUUGAAUCCCAGCUCACCGAUCUGUAACAAAGAGAAGCGUUUUAGCUGUGAAUAUUGUGAAAGGAGAUUUAUUCGUAAAGAGCAUUUAACGAUGCACCUCCGCACACACACGGGUGAGAAGCCCUUUGCAUGCGAGGAGUGUGGAAGGGCAUUUGCGGAGAAAUGGAACCUCAAGGAACAUCGCCGAACCCACACCGGCGUACGCCCUUACCCCUGCCGCUUUUGUGGCAAAGCAUUUUACCGCAGCUCCCAUCUGAAGGUGCAUCUCCGUCGUCACACUGGAGAGAAACCCUAUAAAUGUGACAAAUGCCAUCAGACAUUUGUAGAUUCAUCGUCUCUUCAGAAGCACAGGCGGUUCCCUUCAGUGUGCUGUAAACUUGAGAAUGCAAUAUUCGUGCAUAUAGAGGGGGUGGAAACAAUGGAACAACACGUGCAAGACAGUUGUGAUGAAGCUAGCAUCGAAAACAGGCAAUUCAACUCAUCAGGAAAUAAAGGUUCAGUUAAUGGAGUUCUUCCAGGUAAUAGAUGCUGUGAACUUCCAAACUCUCAGCUUGAACCUGAAAGGUGGAGUAUACCUGGUGAUAGUUUGGUCAAUGGUUUACAACAGCUAGACAGUAAUCUCUCCCAAGAUGAACCAUGCACCUUUGAGCACCUGUUGAACUUGGAGAGCACCAAAGCACAAAUUAGACUCGGUGAUAAGAAUAGAAGGACGUUGAAUCCCAGCUCACCGAUCUGUAACAAAGAGAAGCGUUUUAGCUGUGAAUAUUGUGAAAGGAGAUUUAUUCGUAAAGAGCAUUUAACGAUGCACCUCCGCACACACACGGGUGAGAAGCCCUUUGCAUGCGAGGAGUGUGGAAGGGCAUUUGCGGAGAAAUGGAACCUCAAGGAACAUCGCCGAACCCACACCGGCGUACGCCCUUACCCCUGCCGCUUUUGUGGCAAAGCAUUUUACCGCAGCUCCCAUCUGAAGGUGCAUCUCCGUCGUCACACUGGAGAGAAACCCUAUAAAUGUGACAAAUGCCAUCAGACCUUUGUAGAUUCAUCGUCUCUUCAGAAGCACAGGCGGUUCCCUUCAGCUUGCUGGAAAGCUGACCAGGUGGAAUCAACAACAACACACCUAAUUACGCCAAUGAAUGAACUCGGUCAAAAUUAUAAUGCAAAUGCCAGUGGAGAUUUGCAGUUUAUCCAAGGCAAUAACAUGGAAAACCAAAAGCUUUGCAGAGGGUCAAUCUGCACACUUCCUGAAGUGGACCCUAUUGAAGCAACGUACUGUGGAGGUGGAGGCUAUCAUCACUCUGAGAAUUUCACACCACAUCCCGACUACAACGAUGGCUGUGCAGCAGCCUGUUUAUUAGGUCAUGCUUUGUCACUGAUGCAUGACUGGCCACUUAACGAGAGAAAAACUAGUGCUUCCCACGCUCCAGUGAAUUGCAUAAACUACAAAACUGAAAACAAAGCCACCUCUUGUGUGAGAUCUUUGAGUGUUGGUAAGACAUUAAAGGAGGUUGCAUCGUUAAGCAAUGACAUUAUUUCUGCCGGAAGGAAUUGCUUUAAAUGUGAAUACUGUGGGAGGCGAUUUUUGCGCAAAGCACAGUUAACAAUGCACAGACGCACACACACUGGAGAAAAGCCAUAUGUUUGUGAUGAAUGUGGUAGAGGGUUUGCAGAAAAGUCCAACUUAAAUGAUCAUCGUCGAACUCACACAGGUGAACGCCCUUAUGCAUGUACUUUCUGUGUCAAAACAUUUCACCGUAGUACGCACCUAAAAGUACACCUUCGCCGCCACACUGGAGAGAAGCCAUACAGGUGUGAUGAUUGCAAGAAAACAUUUGUAGAUUCCUCUUCCCUUCAGAAACACAGGCGAUUUCCCUCAGAUUUGUGCAGCUCCCUCUGCAAGCAAAACCCCAAAAAGAACACGUGUGACACAGACAUUUUACUCAACUGUAACUCUGCUUAUACCUCGGAUUUCAGUCGUCCUGCAGGAAAGCCAGUUACUGGUGUGAGCAAUGGAGAGAAAUUGGAUUACACAUUGAUAUCAGAGAGUGGGAGAUAUGUAAAGAACAGUCCUGAUGCACUACUUGAUGAGUAAUUACUUAUUCCUAAAACUGAAGUGGAGAAGAAACAUACACAUUCCAAACAUACAGUAAGCUAUUUGCACUACGUAUAUAGCUCACCUUUUUAAAGUGGAACAUCCCUUAAGACUCUGCAGUCAGAUACAAGAAAAUGUAACAGCAAUGAACAUUGUUCUUCAUCCACAAACAAGUGACCUUACAUCUGCACUUCCCGACAAGUGGACUGACUCCACCUGCAAAAAUCCUCCCACGAAUAAGGGACUUGAUUGUGAAAUAAUAUCCUUCGAUGAUGGGCAUUUAUAUUGUAAACCAGAUCCCCAGUACAACAGAAGCAAAACCAGCAUUGCAAACAUCAUUCCAGAGUUCCUUCACUUCCCCUGACUUUAUAAUGACUGGCAAUAAUUCAGAAGCCAUUGCUUUGAAUGAAGAGAUGCGUUCCAUGUAAAAUUUUAUUUAAAACUUAGUAACAUUGUAAAACAGCUUUUUACUUACUACAGAUAAUAGAUGAAGAUUAACCAAAGAAAGAUGCACACUACUGAAUCACAAUCUAUCACGUGAAAACAGAAGAAAUAUCUUAGUAUGGAAUUUCUUCAGUAACUUUACAGGAAAUGUACUGAGAGUCAAACACCAAGACUGAUUUAAUGGGUGAAAUUUUAAUUCAUUCAAAAUCCAUCCACUUGCACAGAAUUAGAAUCAGGUCCCACAUGGCAAUAGAUAACACAAUGUUUUAGAAAUGACUGUGUCCCAGAUAUGCACUGUCUUAUAUUCACAGAUUUUGCUUUUUUUUAAAAGAAAGGCUGGCUUUCACAAUUCCAGAAUAAAAGAGGAUAUUGAAUGUUCCUUCCUUUUGUUUCAGUUUAGGUAAUACCUUUGCCCGUUCUAAAUGCUGGAAAUAUAAAUGUUGUUUCAAGUCAACAACAGGAUUAGGAUAACUAAAUAAAUCAAAUCAAAGUAGAAAUUAUAAUUCGUAAAAGUAAGCAAUUUAUUAACCAAAGGGCAGUCUGCAAUAGAAUGUUUGAAGCAAUGAGGCAAAUUUUCCUAUUCCUUAAAUUAACAUCCAAACUGGGAGUUACGAUUAGAGAAAUAUUGGUCGAGGAAGACUACACUGUCACAUUCCUUCUCUUUCCCAGAAAUUUUAAAAAGCAGUUUUAAAAAGUGUGCUUUCUGAACAAGGAUAUGCUGUUUGAUUUUUUCGGAUUCCGUAUACCGAAGCAACCCAGCAGCCUCAGAAAUCUGAACCAUUGGUGCUUGAGGCCACCUUUUUCCCGAAUGCUGCCGAAGUGCAGCAAGUCUGUUAGUGUCAGCAGAAAGCUGGGGUGGAAACCUAGACAGGAAUGCAUAUGGGGGAGUGGGAACUUUAAAUGCUGGAACCUCCAAUUAAAAACUGAAAAUAUGGAAGAAUUAACGCGAAAUAUUUAACCUGUGGUUAUCACAGUUGUUGAGGGGCCAGCUAUGUAUUUCCAGCUUUUUAUUUUCACUGUAAAUUUGCGAUAAUUGGUGCCAAUUUUCCCUCCACAUUGUUGCUUAGGCAGCAAUUGAAAAACCUCAAUUUUGUAGCAAAAAUCAGUUGGUUUAGUCACUGGCUGAAAGCAUGACAUUUAGAAUAAGUUGGCUAAAUUCCUGACACAAUAUUCAGCAAUCAUAUGUGGACUUGAAAUGUACCCUGCACAGCUUCCAUGGACUCAAUGAGGAAAAUCUUAUUAUCACUUCCGAUUCAGUGCAAAUAUAAUGCUGCUGCAUUGUGCUUAUAAACAAGAACAAUACGUCCCAAAGGUCAGUCUGUGUUACUACACAGAGAUUCAAUCGCAUUAGUAAAACUGGUACAUUUAGACAAUGGAGGUCAUUUGGCCAAGUUGACAGUUUGGUGUUAAGACCUCCAUUUUAAAGCAUCCUUUAAUUUUUACAUUGAGGCUGAUUGCAGACAGGGUGCAGUGGAGCUUAAAUGUUAAAACACUCGCACCUAGUCAUAUAUCACUGCAUUUACUGGAGUAAUAUUAAUGUUCUAGUUAUUCAAGUCUGGUACACUCCUUUAUAAAGUGUUAUUACUUUUUAAGAUAUGGGAUUCGAUUUGGACACUACUGUUUUCAGGAUAUCCUUAUCAUUUGUUAAUCGUUAACCCUCCGAGGCUGCUGUAUUUCUUAACUGUAAUAUGGAUAGCAAAUUGGAGCUCGCUGUUAAGGUAGCAUGCUUGUGAUUUGGUUUCUGAUUUAUUGCAUUAGUUAUUGGGUUUCAUAUUACGCUAAUCCGCAAUAUCUAAAAUACAUUCUAAUUUCUGCACGACUUGUACACUGCAAACAACUUGACUAAGAUUCACAAUGAAUAUACACUUUACAUAAUGUGACACCGAUAAGUGAUGGUGCACUGAUUUUCCAUCACUGAGUGGGCUCUCGUACUUAGCAUUUUGUUCACAAUGCGAUUUCCCGCUGGAUCUUCAAAAGAUUUUCCACGCUGUUUUUCAGUUUUGUUUCUUCUUUCUCCUUGAGCCGUUGUCUCAAGAUUCCACAUACUCCCGUUAUUCCCAAGACACAGGGGAGACUGAGAAAGACAUCGUUUGUGAUAUUGUGCUCAUCCUGGUGUAGUAGAACAAAUGUUACAGCUGUUACUGUUCAGGUAUCGAUUUUUAUUUUUUUAUACACACACUAAAUGUUUCAUUUUAUUUGAUGUUAGAACUGAUUCAAAUGAUU